Eubalaena glacialis (North Atlantic right whale) is the source of this 4406-nucleotide messenger RNA. RefSeq names its product discs large MAGUK scaffold protein 3 (gene DLG3). Gene Ontology annotation, biological process: chemical synaptic transmission. The record is from RefSeq and is a predicted model, not a curated record. The coding region runs from base 7 to 2211 and encodes 734 amino acids. Lineage: Eukaryota; Metazoa; Chordata; Mammalia; Artiodactyla; Balaenidae. The transcript has 20 exons. Gene Ontology annotation, molecular function: kinase binding. Gene Ontology annotation, cellular component: neuromuscular junction; neuron projection; postsynaptic density membrane.
AAUAGAAUGAGUAAAAACGUGAAUGGCAGUGAUGGCAUGUUCAAGUAUGAGGAGAUAGUCCUUGAGCGGGGCAAUUCUGGCCUGGGCUUCAGCAUUGCUGGUGGCAUCGACAACCCCCAUGUCCCCGAUGACCCUGGCAUCUUUAUUACCAAGAUUAUCCCUGGUGGAGCAGCUGCCAUGGACGGGAGGCUGGGGGUGAAUGACUGUGUGCUGCGGGUGAAUGAGGUGGAUGUGUCAGAGGUGGUGCACAGCCGGGCGGUGGAGGCACUGAAGGAGGCCGGCCCUGUGGUGCGGUUGGUGGUACGGAGGCGACAGCCCCCACCAGAGACCAUCAUGGAGGUCAACCUGCUCAAAGGGCCCAAAGGCCUGGGUUUCAGCAUUGCUGGGGGGAUUGGCAACCAGCACAUCCCAGGAGACAACAGCAUCUACAUCACCAAGAUCAUUGAGGGGGGUGCUGCUCAGAAGGAUGGACGCCUACAGAUCGGGGAUCGGCUUCUGGCGGUGAACAACACCAAUCUGCAGGAUGUGAGGCAUGAGGAAGCUGUGGCCUCGCUGAAGAACACAUCUGAUAUGGUCUAUCUGAAGGUGGCCAAGCCAGGCAGCCUCCACCUCAACGACAUGUAUGCACCCCCCGACUAUGCCAGCACAUUUACUGCCUUGGCUGACAACCACAUAAGCCAUAACUCCAGCCUGGGUUAUCUCGGGGCUGUGGAGAGCAAGGUCAGCUACCCUGCUCCUCCUCAGGUUCCCCCCGCCCGCUACUCUCCUAUCCCCAGGCACAUGCUGGCUGAGGAGGACUUCACCAGAGAGCCCCGCAAGAUCAUCCUGCACAAGGGCUCCACAGGCCUGGGCUUCAACAUCGUGGGAGGAGAGGAUGGAGAAGGCAUUUUCGUCUCCUUCAUCCUGGCAGGAGGCCCAGCUGACCUGAGUGGGGAGCUGCGCAGAGGAGACCGGAUCUUAUCGGUGAAUGGCGUGAACCUGAGGAAUGCAACUCAUGAGCAGGCUGCAGCUGCUCUGAAACGGGCUGGCCAGUCAGUCACUAUUGUGGCCCAGUACAGACCUGAAGAAUACAGUCGCUUUGAAUCGAAGAUACAUGACUUGCGAGAACAAAUGAUGAACAGCAGUAUGAGCUCUGGGUCUGGGUCCCUGCGAACGAGUGAGAAGAGGUCCUUGUAUGUCAGGGCCUUGUUUGAUUAUGACCGGACUCGGGACAGCUGCCUGCCGAGCCAAGGCCUCAGCUUCUCCUAUGGUGACAUUCUACAUGUCAUUAACGCCUCUGAUGAUGAGUGGUGGCAGGCGAGACUGGUGACCCCCCAUGGAGAAAGUGAGCAAAUUGGUGUGAUCCCCAGUAAGAAGAGGGUGGAAAAGAAAGAAAGGGCUCGAUUGAAAACCGUGAAGUUUCAUGCCAGGACGGGGAUGAUUGAGUCUAACAGGUCGAUCAAAACGAAACGUAAAAAGAGUUUCCGCCUCUCUCGAAAGUUUCCAUUUUACAAGAGCAAAGAAAACAUGGCCCAGGAGAGCAGCGUACAGGAACAGGGAGUGACAUCCAACACCAGUGACAGCGAAAGCAGUUCCAAAGGACAAGAGGAUGCUAUUUUGUCAUAUGAGCCUGUGACACGGCAAGAAAUUCACUAUGCAAGGCCUGUCAUCAUCCUGGGCCCAAUGAAGGACAGAGUCAACGAUGACCUGAUUUCGGAGUUCCCGCAUAAAUUUGGAUCCUGUGUACCACAUACUACCCGGCCUCGGCGUGAUAAUGAAGUGGAUGGGCAAGACUACCACUUUGUGGUCUCCCGAGAACAGAUGGAGAAGGAUAUUCAGGACAACAAGUUCAUCGAGGCAGGCCAAUUCAAUGAUAAUCUCUAUGGGACCAGCAUCCAGUCAGUGAGGGCAGUUGCAGAGAGGGGCAAGCACUGCAUCUUAGAUGUUUCUGGCAAUGCUAUCAAGAGGCUGCAGCAGUCACAACUUUACCCCAUUGCCAUUUUCAUCAAGCCCAAGUCUAUUGAAGCGCUUAUGGAAAUGAACCGACGGCAGACAUAUGAACAAGCAAAUAAGAUCUAUGACAAAGCCAUGAAACUGGAGCAGGAGUUUGGAGAAUACUUCACAGCCAUUGUACAGGGUGACUCACUGGAAGAGAUUUAUAACAAAAUCAAACAAAUCAUUGAGGACCAGUCUGGGCACUACAUUUGGGUCCCAUCCCCUGAAAAACUCUGAAGAAUCCCCUCCAACCAUUCUAUUGUGAACAGAAGAAAUCAAGUCCCUCUUCCCUCCUCCCUCUUCAUUCCUGUCCCCAUGGGGAGAACAGAUGACUACUGUUCUUGUCUCCUUUUUUAGAUAUGUCCAAAAAAUUGAGUUUUCUAGUCCUGUUCUGUUUUUUUAAAUUUUUGUUUUGUUUUAGUUUAUUUUUUGGGAUGAUGCCAUCUCACUCAUCAUGUGACUGCGCCCAUUCCUGCAUGGACCUUUCCCAAGCACUAGCACAGGUGCAAAUCCAUCAGAGUCAUUGUUUUCAUAAAACCAAGCAGAAGCGAAGAGAAGAGAGGAGGACUGAUGGAAAGACAGACUGGACAGCUGCGCGGCUUAUGAAGCGAGCCCCGCGCACCCCGCGAGGAGAGGCUCCCAGGCUUUGCUACGAUCUGUACACUGCCUCGCGUCUUGGGACAGCGCGGUCAUGGCGACAGAAAGUAUCUUAUUUAUAUAUAGAUAUAUAUAUGUAAUUUAUAUAAAAUAUAUAGAAAUUAUUAUAUAUAUAUAUAUUAUACACUCUCAUAUAAUAUAUAUAUAUAUUCACACGCAUUUGGACUAGAAAAUCUAUGGAGACUUCAUCAAUGGUACUGUGUUAUUAGAGAAAUGCUUUAAUUUUCAUAUUCCAAUCAGAUGGCAUCUUAUAUCCCGACUGGUUGGGGAGGGAGUGAAAGUGGUAGUAAGUGCUGUACCGAGGGCACCCGCAUUGGUCAUUCUCUUGAGAGCUGGGCUUUUCUUUAGGAGGGGUCAGCCGGAGAACGGUGAGAAAGGGCUUUGGCCUGGGGGCCAGAGGCUUGGAGCUGUGACCCUAGAGCCGAUGCUGCCCUUGGGGCACAGUCAGGCCCGCGUGUGGGGAGCGAGAGAAUGGCUAACGGUGCUCCCACCGUAUUAAAUUGCCGAUUGUUUUAUGCCACCUGAUGUGUCUGCAUGAGAGGUUUCCUUUUUGUUCAUUUUUAAGCUGCUGUUAAACCAAAACCAUGUUGUGCUACUGUGUCAGCCUUUUCAUUCUUCCAAAUUUUACUUUUACUAUUUAAGUGAAUGUGUAGAAUCCAAUUUGACCGUGUUCUAAAAGCUCAUGAUGUUCUGGAGGAGCCGGGCCUCGUGAUAGACUAGGUGACCCGGGCUUGGCCAUCCCAUCAGCGGAAAGGGAAGUGGGGGCAGGUGAGAACCGACAGGAGCUGGGCCUCCUACUGUAACGUGUCCCUUCACUCACCUGCCAGGGACAUGCUGGGCUCAGCUGAGGCCCCGUCAUGGGGCCCACUGGCAGGGACGGGGAGUCACUUGCCUUCCAGCUCUGCGCAGAGACAGUGGGACGGCCCUGAGCUUGGCCAGCCGCGUAAUGAAAAGUUUGAUUUGGGUUUUUUUCGCAGCUGCUUCAUAUGCCCUACCUACCCCAAUCCCUCACCAACAGCUGGUAGCUUACUGUUUCUUCAAGAAGAAAGUAGACUUUGAUGCUGUCAAUUUGAGCUGUAGAGCUACGAUUCACUUACUGUUGAGAUGUGAAACCUUGUUGCUUUUUCCCAGAGUCAGACGGCAGUGAUUGUGGUCAAGGGGGUUUUUCUCUGACCGCAAACGCAGGCGGCAGGUGUGGCCCGGGCCCCGCCCCACCGCACCCCACCCCACCCCACCCCACCCCACCCCACCCCACCAUGCUCCUUUGAAGCCACCAUGCCUCCCUCAGCUCCACGCUGGAGGCACGACCCAGGGGAGAAGAGCGUGGACAUGCUUGGCCCCAGGGUUGAGCCUGUUGUUUCCUAGCCCACUGUGUCACAACCGGUGCAAAGCAUACAUGUCGAAGAUGCUUUGAGCGCUACCAGCCGGACUUGGGAAGUCUGUUAACAGUUCUCCUACCAGCAUGAUGGGGCUAACUGUAAAGUGUGGGGCCCAGAAUGUGGGUAAAGAAAGGGCAGCAGCUUUACCUGCGCAGUACACUGGAUUGGAGGCAAGAGGGGUAAAGUGGUGUCCGACUAUGACUCUGGGGAGGAGGGGGUGAGCUGGGAGUGUUGUUGAUUUCUCUGAUGUUAAGUGAUGUAGUCUGAGUGAUGCUCAACCCUCUACCCCUCCCAGGGAAGAAAAGCAGAGACUCAAAGCAAGCAUGACACUAGUUGGUUUACCAGUGUUCCUUCCAAGGAGACAUAUAUUUUUUAAUAAAUGAUAGUUGCAAUGAA